AUGACUGGCGAAUGCAAAAGAAUGUCUCUUGUUUUUGGUACCUUUGUCAUUUUCUUGUCAUUCUGCAUACAUAGAUUCUCUGAGAAGAGAACUGAAAAUUUUGAAUGGCAGGAACUGACAAAUUGGAUCAAGGACAAUUCAGUUCAGGAAUACAGACACCUUCUUCAUAAAUUAGAUAUUAAAAGUGUAGAAGAUUUAGCAGUUGUUGAAAUAGAAACCUUGGAUAUAAACAUUGACAAGAGAUUUAAAUCAGCUCUUCAGAAAGCUCGCGGUGAAAUGGAACUACAAUAUUUAUUGGAUUUGUAUAAAGUUUCUUCGAAAUAUAUCAUAAAAAUAAGAAUACAAGAAAAUGUAAAUAAUAUCAAGCAAUUGUGUUCAAAACUUUCAAAUGAUGAUUUUGAUAAAAAUUUGAAAUCCAAGCUUCAUGACCUGUGUACAGAUGUCAGAAAAGGUAAAAUUGGAUCUGUUGAACCUGCCAAAUUAAAGACAUGGUUCAGUGAUCAAAAGAAGUAUACAUUCUUUCAGUUAGUUCAGCUUGUUUCAACUAUCAUCAAAAUGUUCAGUGUCAGAUGUAUUGUUGUUCUUCUGGUUUUAAUUGUGGCUGUUACUAUCUCUGAGGCCUUUUAUCCUGACUGGUAUUUCCAAUAUCUGAUAAACCAAUAUUACCUACAACUGGCUAGUCAGGGCAAUAUGGCAGGGGGACAGGCUGGACAGGGGGGCCAAGCUGGACAACCAGGUCAGAUGCCAGGCCAACAAAUUUCACCUUUAAAUCCCUUUCUCGGACCCAUUUAUGAUCCUUUAGAUUUGUACAAAAAAUAAAAUAUUAUUUCUGAAUUUCAAAUAAUCAUACAGUAUAUCUUUCAUUUUUAUGAAUUUCAUAACCUGUUAUUUUGUUGUUCUGUAUUUGUAUUUUCUAUUUAAAAAAUCAUUAAUUUUAUAAUCUAUAAUCAUGUUUUUAUGUUAUAUUAUCAUCGUUGAUAUGUUUUGUACUUAUUGAUACUUUUUUCAAUAAAAUGAAUAUUUGAU
This is a messenger RNA of Lottia gigantea (owl limpet), 1026 nucleotides long. RefSeq lists its product as hypothetical. The coding region runs from base 1 to 819 and encodes 272 amino acids. Lineage: Eukaryota; Metazoa; Mollusca; Gastropoda; Lottiidae. The record is from RefSeq and is a predicted model, not a curated record. The transcript has 5 exons.